AUGGUCCGCCUCAAGAACCGUUAUCUGCUCAUAGAUAUCCUCUACCCAGACCCUGCAUCAUGGCCCUCCACCAAAUCCAAUUCCAAUAACACAUCCACCGCCGCACAACUAGCCAUCCACUCGCCCACCUCCGACGCGCUGACACCAGGCCUCCUUGCUAAAAUGAUCCGCGAGGAAGUCAGCGACCUAUAUGGAGAUUACGGAGUGGGAAAACUAGGUGGCGCCACUGCGGGAGGUAUUAAUGUUAAAUAUCUCUCCCCCGCAACCUCAACCGCCAUCCUACGCUGCCCCCGCGCAUCUUUCCGUCUUGUCUGGUCCGCCCUUACAUACAUGUCGCAUGUCCCCGCGCCAGGCGGCGAUGCGGCCCAGAAGCGGCCGAAUGGGGGUCGGGAACGAGGAUGUGUAUUCCGGGUUUUGAGGGUGUCGGGAACAAUGAAGAAGGCCGAGGAGGAGGCUAUUCGGCGGGCAAGAAGGGAGAUUGUUCGUAUCCGAGGGGUCGAAGAGCGAGGUGUAUUGGGGGAUCUUGUUUCGGGUGCUGGGCUCGCGGAGAAGGAUUUGAUUAUGCAGGGUGUUGUUGAUGCGAGUGAUGAUGAGAUGGAUGAUGAGGACGAUUGA
Messenger RNA from Penicillium verhagenii, 615 nucleotides. RefSeq names its product Rpp14/Pop5 family protein. The record is from RefSeq and is a predicted model, not a curated record. NCBI's taxonomy places the organism in Eukaryota, Fungi, Ascomycota, Eurotiomycetes, Eurotiales, Aspergillaceae. Gene Ontology annotation, biological process: tRNA 5'-leader removal. Gene Ontology annotation, cellular component: ribonuclease P complex. The coding region runs from base 1 to 615 and encodes 204 amino acids. The transcript has 2 exons.